CAGCAGUUACACAGCAACUAAAGAAAUGCUAUUUUUCAAAAAAAAAAACAAAACAAAAAUGUGCCUGUCAAACUUUCCAACAAUCAGCUGGAGAGUUUCAUUUUUCAGAUUUCUUUUUGAAAUAUGAAAUAGGCCAACAGAAAGAAAAAAAAUGCGGAGGAAAACAACAGCCAGAAAAGCCUCGGAGCGGGGCGCACAGGGAAACGCUAACAACAACAUUACAGCAAGAGGAAAUACACCGUUGAGGCUGGUGAAACGAACAGGCAGACCCACUAAAACUCCGACUGGGAAAGGCCUCGGAAAAGCAGGAGCCAAACGCUUGGGCCGGCUACUGAAACGGGCCAUCCAGCACCGGGAGGAGCCCGCAGGGAGGGGACAGGCCUCUCUGCCCAAGACUCCCGUUCGCCUUUUCAAGCAUCAGAUUUUAACUGAGGCUGACAAUGCACCCAAGACAAACACUGCACAAACAAAGUCAGCCUCACAUCACGUCUCCCAGCUCAUCCUCAGCGUGGUUUCCCACUGCAAACACCGAGGUGGCAUCUCUAUGGCGGAGCUCAAGCAGACGCUGGCUGCUGGAGGCUACGAUGUCACCAAGAACAACGGGCGGGUGAAUGUGGUGACCAGAAGGCUGGUUAAUAAUGAGACAAUUGUACAAACUACAAGAAAUGCAUCGUUCAGGCUGAACAGAAGGAUGAAGGCAGACACAAUGUGUGUAAGGAUUAGCACUGUGAAAUCCCCAAAACCAAAAAGCGAUCCGAAGCAGAGCAAAACAGCCAGCAAAUCCCCCAAAGGACUAGAAAAGUCAGAGAGACGAUCCAUAAAGACUCCUAAAUCAAGAAGGAUAUCACACAAACCAAAAGGCAAGACGAGCAGACGAGCAGCCAAAUCACACAAACCAAGAGGUAACACUUGCAAACCGGCAGGCAAAUCACAAAAGCUAACAAGCAAGACUCACAAACCAGCCGGCACAUUGCACAAAUCAAGAAGGAAGACACCGAAAAGGAGAAGAAAAUCGCUACAGCCAGCCGGGAAGAAACGCAGAUCUUCAGCAAACCCAGCCGCACGGGUUCAAAUGGGCCCACUGAAGGUUCAAAAGACUCGGAGACGUCAACCUAAGCGAAACCGACAUCCAUAUAAAUCCUCCCAGAAAAGACAACCACCAAGACGGAGACUUCCUUAAACAAGAUCAAGAUUAAGAGCACAGCAACGUCAGUUUGCCAGGAGAAAGGCUUACUAUUAUUAGAGUGUGUAAUUAAUGGCUAGGAGUAAUAAACUGAAAUCU
Xiphias gladius (swordfish) is the source of this 1282-nucleotide messenger RNA. Its product is annotated as histone H1-like. Gene Ontology annotation, biological process: nucleosome assembly. Gene Ontology annotation, molecular function: DNA binding. NCBI's taxonomy places the organism in Eukaryota, Metazoa, Chordata, Actinopteri, Istiophoriformes, Xiphiidae. Bases 152 to 1180 code for a protein of 342 amino acids. Gene Ontology annotation, cellular component: nucleosome. The transcript has 3 exons. The record is from RefSeq and is a predicted model, not a curated record.